Messenger RNA from Pungitius pungitius (ninespine stickleback), 4580 nucleotides. RefSeq names its product collagen, type XXVIII, alpha 2a (gene col28a2a). Gene Ontology annotation, molecular function: serine-type endopeptidase inhibitor activity. Lineage: Eukaryota; Metazoa; Chordata; Actinopteri; Perciformes; Gasterosteidae. Bases 353 to 4051 code for a protein of 1232 amino acids. The record is from RefSeq and is a predicted model, not a curated record. The transcript is spliced from 35 exons.
GUCGGUGCCUUCCUAUAAAGGAGGAGUGAGCGUCUCAGGGUCUCUCACUCUCUCCUCUUCAGGAUGACUGACACUGCUGCUGCCGUUCAAUCAAUGAGCUGAGGGCAGCUCGCUGUGCACUGACGCCCUCGACUGCUCCGGCUACCUGCUCCAGUUCUGCAUUUUGGGCUGCGCUUCAAAUAGGACACGGAAAUACAAAGGUUGGACUAUGAGUUUGAUGUAAAAAUAACUAUAUACAGUGUAUAUAUUUAACUGAGCAGUUGAAUGCAAGGGUGCACAAACUUUUUCACUCGGAUUCGGAUAUUGAGUUUGAUUGAAACAUUUUCAGUUUUCUCCACAAUUUGGGACAAGAAUGUUGUUUGCGAGAGGGGUACUGCUGGUCACAGCACUGACCAGCGUCUGGGCCCAAGACUUUUACGAAGAGAGGAAAAUUAGCAAGAAAUACAGGACCAAACCCCUGGUGGCAAACAUUCAUGACGGACAAGCCAUCCUAGAUGAGGACUGUAGCUUGGAGCUCUCCUUCCUGCUGGACAGCUCGGAGAGCGCCAAGGACAAUCACGAGGAGGAGAAGCGGCUCACCGUGGACGUGGUGGACCGGCUCCAGGGGGUGCGUCUGCAGAGCGGCCGCAUGUUGAGCCUGAAGGCGGCCGUGCUGCAGUACAGCAGUCACGUCAUCACGGAGCAGACCUUCAGGGACUGGAGGGGCACAGAGGACUUUAAGGGCCGCAUUGCUCCCAUCGCCUACAUCGGGCACGGCACCUACACCACCUACGCCAUCACCAACAUGACCAAGCUCUACCUGGAGGAAUCCGGUCCCCGCAGCAUUAAAGUAGCCCUGCUGCUGACGGACGGAAUUUCCCACCCGAGGAACCCGGACAUUUUCUCGGCUGUUGCUGACGCCAAGAACCAGGGCGUCAAGUUCUUCACGCUGGGCAUCACUCGGGCAGCCAACGAGCCGGCCAACGUGGCCCAGCUUCGUCUAAUCGCCAGCUCGCCAGCGUCCCGCUUCCUCCAUAACUUACAGGACGAAGGCAUAGUUGAGAGAAUCGUCACUGAGAUUACGGCCUUGGCUAAUGAAGGAUGCCCUCUGGCUGAGAGAUGUGCCUGUGAGAAAGGGGAGAGGGGACCAAGCGGGCCUGCGGGGAAGAAAGGUCGCUCCGGAGAGGAUGGAGCUCCAGGGCUCAAAGGGCUAAAGGGUGAAGCAGGACUAAGUGGUCUACCCGGCCGGGAGGGUGCAGAGGGAAAACCAGGCUACAAAGGAGAGAUGGGCGAAAGGGGUGAGUGUGGCACCCCAGGGAUCAAAGGAGACAGGGGUCCUGAGGGUCCAGUUGGAACAAGAGGACUUAGAGGUCUCCAGGGGUUACCUGGACCACAAGGAGACAUUGGACCCGAGGGCCUUCAGGGAAAGCAGGGUGAACGUGGCCCAAUUGGCUCUGCAGGAAUUCAGGGUGAAACUGGUGUUGGACAUCCUGGACCAAAGGGGGACAUGGGAUUCCAGGGAAGACCAGGUCCCCCCGGCCCCCACGGGAUGGGUGAACCCGGCCUUCCUGGACCUCAAGGACCACAAGGUGUUCAAGGGGAAAAAGGACCCCAUGGUGAGGGGUUUCCUGGACAAAAGGGAGAACGAGGGCUAACAGGACCAAGGGGGCCGAGGGGACAGCAGGGUGCAGGAAUCAAAGGAGAAAAGGGUGACUUGGGACUUCCAGGUUUCCCAGGGCCAACUGGACUUCAGGGAGCAGGCAUACAGGGAGAGAAGGGAGUCGAGGGUCCAAGAGGUCCACCUGGAGUCAGAGGCCAUCCAGGAGAAGGUCUACCCGGAACAAAGGGAGACCAAGGCUUACCAGGAGAGCAGGGAGCCACAGGAGACAGAGGCAUUGGUGAGCCUGGUUCAAAGGGAGAGCCUGGAGCAUCUGGUUUGGGGGGCCUUCCCGGUCUCCCAGGAGAGGAUGGAGCUCCAGGACAGAAGGGGGAGGCAGGUUUACCCGGUUUAAGAGGUCUUGAGGGAGCACAAGGAAUUGGCACUCAAGGGGAAAAGGGGGACCAGGGUCCAAGAGGAAUCCGCGGGUUACACGGGCCUCCUGGGAUCUCGGGACCCUCUGGACCAAAGGGUGAACGUGGAAUAACCGGCCAGCAGGGCCCGCAGGGACAGCCAGGUCGUUCCAUAUCAGGUCCAAAGGGUGAUGUAGGCACAGGCGGCCCCCCUGGUCCUGUUGGAGAAACGGGCCAUGGAUUACCUGGUCCAAAGGGCGAUCGUGGCCUCCCGGGUUUAAGAGGUUCAGCCGGUCCAAAAGGCGAUGGCAUCCCCGGCCCCACGGGUCCUUUAGGCCUGCCAGGAUUACCAGGUGAGCCUGGUCCAGAAGGAGUCGGAAUUCCUGGUUCCAAGGGGGAUGUUGGCUUUAGGGGAUUGCCAGGUUUACCCGGCCCACCUGGAGAGGGCUUACAAGGACCCCCUGGUCCUGUUGGGAGGACGGGACCUAUUGGUCCAGCUGGACUUACAGGAGAAGGAAUUCAAGGCCCGAAGGGUGAGCCAGGAUCUCAAGGUUUGACUGGGCCUAGAGGGCCUCAAGGUAAUGGAUUUCCUGGAGCCAAGGGUGAUCGUGGAUCACAGGGUGAAAGGGGAAUGAAAGGUAUGAAAGGUGACAUGGGAGAUCAUGGAGUCCCCGGUGAAGCAGGAACGCCAGGAACAAAAGGAGACCAAGGCCUCACAAGGGAGGACAUUAUUAGGCUGAUCAAAGAAAUCUGUGGAUGUGGCAUUAAGUGCAAAGAGCGGCCGAUGGAGCUCGUGUUCGUCAUUGACAGCUCGGAGAGUGUCGGCCCCGAGAACUUUGAAAUCAUCAAGGACUUUGUCACUAGGCUGGUCGACCGGACCACGGUUGGACGCAACGCCACCAGGAUUGGACUGGUCCUCUACAGUCUGGAGGUCCACUUGAAGUUCAACUUGGCUCGCUACGCGAGCAAACAAGACGUUAAGCAGGCCAUCAGAAAAAUGCCGUACAUGGGCGAGGGCACAUACACCGGCACCGCCAUCAGAAAGGCCACUCAGGAGGCUUUCUUCAGCGCUCGGCCCGGAGUCAGGAAAGUAGCCAUCGUCAUCACCGACGGUCAGACUGACAAAAGAGAGCCCGUCAAGCUCGACUUGGCUGUGAGGGAAGCUCACGCCGCAAACAUCGAGAUGUACGCGCUGGGGAUCGUCAAUUCUUCUGACCCGACGCAGACCGAGUUCCUGCGUGAACUCAACCUCAUUGCCUCUGACCCCGACAGCGAACACAUGUACCUCAUUGAUGACUUCAACACUCUACCAGCACUGGAGUCUCAACUCGUCAACCAGUUUUGUGAAGAUGAAAAUGGCGCCCUCAUUUACAAUCGCAUUACAAAUCUACACUGGAACGGCAACAAUGGCCAUGGUGUUAAUGGAAACAAUGGAAAUCGAGAGAAUACCAACGGAUUUGGUGGCUAUGGCAAUAAUGGAUAUGGGAACACCAACAAUGGUCAAAAUUACCAAGAUGAAAUUGAAAAUCAGAGACGUAGCAACAGCCGAGGGCGUGGAGACACUUUCACGCUGCCCAUCAGCGCCGAUCGUCUUCCUAUUCAGGUGGUGGAAGAUGAUGAAGGUGAAGAUUUAGACUUAAGUGCCCAUGCUUCGCUGGUUGGUAAUACUGUGGCCAGUGUACCUGUAAAUAAUAAAACUACAUCUUUAUCGCCCGUGAGAGAAAGGACCGUCUCCAAUAAGACAGUCUUAUCUACCUCUGCUUCCUUAUCCUCAUCCGAGACAUCUGUGUCAACACUGGGCUCGGUUUCAUCUUUUAACUCCAAUUGGUUGAAGCCAGCAGAGAGUCCAGACCUGUCUGAAGAACCCCAUGUCCCGAAUCCUCGCUGUAAGCUUAACUUGGACCAAGGCACCUGCCGAGACUAUAGCAUCCACUGGUACUAUGACAAGCAGGCCAAUGCCUGCGCACAGUUUUGGUAUGGAGGCUGUGAAGGAAAUGAGAACCGUUAUGAAACACAGGAUGAAUGCAAGAAGACUUGUGUUCUAUCCAGAACAGGAGGAUAAAAGGUGAUGAGGCCAUCAGAAUGUGGGCUUUGCUACUCUACAAUCUGCCGUUUGUUCAUUUGUAAUCCGUAUGUCUGUUGGUUUCAGAAAAUAAUUUCUUGCACUUUUUGAAAACUUUUGUCUUCUGUCAAAAAGAAAUUAAGAAAUAUAUAAAAUCCUGAAAAUCAACCCAAUUAAAGAGAUUAACUUCAAGUUAACAGUCUAUUACCUCAGUGAAGCCAGAAUGAAAACUUUAUUCUGGGUUUACCUAUCCUGGCAUUCAAAUAAAAAUGAACCUGUACAUAAUUAUUUUACGUGUAUGGGGCACAUGCUUUACAUAUCUUAUGUUUAAAUAAUUUGCUAAUAUGUUUAGAAUUUCUGUGUGCAUUGUGCUUGUUGUCAUUAUAAUUGUAUUUGUAUUGGCUGUAACUGGCAGCUGUAUGGAAGUAAAUCUGUGCCAUCGGGGUUGAAAUAAAAAGGUGAUUGAAUUUCUAGCACUGAAUAUUUAUGCAUUGAAAUGAUGUACCUGAAAGUUUUUCAACAUUAAAAC